AUGGUCUCGCGCCAUCUCUCUCUUGCCCUAGGUGGAAGAUCGAAGCUAGGGUAUGCCAAUGGAAGCAUUAAAGCACCUGAACCAUCCUCUACAUCGUAUGGUGCAUGGCAUGCAAACGAUCAGCUUGUUAUGUCCUGGAUACUUAACUCUAAGGAACCUAAUCUGUCUGAACUCUCCUCUCAUGUUUUGUGGGAAUCUAUCAAAGAGAUGUAUGGCAGCCAAAACAAUGCUGCUCGUAUAUUUCAACUCAAGAAGGAUCCCACUGGGCUAAGGCAAGGUGAUCAAUCCUUCAUGCAACACCUUGGGAGCAUUAAGUCCAUGUGGAACGAACUUGACAUGUAUCGUCCACAUACAACAGAUUCCGCUACACUCCUCAAAAGAGCCGAUGAAGACAAAGUGUUUCAACUUCUGGCAAGUCUUGGAGCAGAAUAUAAAGAUCCUAGAAGUCACUUGCUGAUGACUGCAGAUCUGCCUUCGUUUAAUAGUGUUUGUCAAGCUGUCCAACAGGAGGAAACUCAAAGAAAAGGCAUGCACAUUGAACCCAAGUCCAACUCUGAGGCAAGGGUUUUCACCAACAAUCAUAAACACACUGGUGAAAAUUUUUUUACUAGAAAAAAGGCAAAUUGGAAAUGUACCUACUGCAACAUGAAUGGGCACAUAAGGGAAAAAUGUUGGAUCCUAGAUCCGGAGUUAAAGCCAAAGUUUGAUAAGGAAGGAAGAAUGAUCAAAAAAGGCAAGGGAAUUUUUCCAAAUGCUCUCCAUUCAACUAGCUCGUUGACUGGUGGUUUAUCAAACUUCACUGCAAAUCCCAUAGAUUUGAUAAAUGAAUUUGCAAGCUUUCUUCAAAGGAGAUGA
This is a messenger RNA of Malus domestica (apple), 855 nucleotides long. RefSeq lists its product as uncharacterized. NCBI's taxonomy places the organism in Eukaryota, Viridiplantae, Streptophyta, Magnoliopsida, Rosales, Rosaceae. The record is from RefSeq and is a predicted model, not a curated record.